AAACUGAAGAGGACCGAGGCGACCUGAACGCGGCAGCAGCUCAGCGCGAGGAGUGCAAAUGUACUCUUGCUGCACCAAACAGCAGCCCAACAAGUCUGUCAGUCAGUCAGUUGGCCAUCUCCUCCGACCUCCAAAUGUAGCCAUCAUCUCAACAAAGUUGCCCUUGAAGGCUGCAGAUGCCCACGAGCAAGCUAGACAGGCGACAUCGAAGACAGGCAAACUUUUCUUUCAUUCUUUUGGAGCACACCUAUUUUGGUGACUAUGUCCUCCGCAAAGUGUGCGGAGGAGGAGCUGGACUUUGCUCUCAUCUUCGAGGAGGACAGUGGACAAGGUGAAGGUCUCCGUCCUCACGUGACCGCACCUCCGUGGCCCAUGCGGGCCGCUCCCCCCUGCAGGCAAUACGCCCUGUCCGAUGAUUGCGCCCGGGGGAGCUCGCCGGCGUUGCACUGUCCCAGCAUCCAGAUCACCGCCAUCGCGGCCAACAAUGACGACGGCGGCGGCGGCAGCGGCGGGCAGUGCGCAGAGAGCGGCUACGUGGAGGCGGCUUGGCCCAGAGACCAGCUGUACCUCCCUUUGGACCCGUGCUACCGUGACGCCCCCUUCUGUCCCAGCCCCUGCAGCAGCGUGUCGUCCCGCAGCUGGGUGUCGGACCUGUCGUCCUGCGACUCGUUGUCUCACGCCGCCGAUAAGGACGCCGUGGAGGAUCUGCGCGAUGCCGCCCUGCUGCUGGCGCUGGGCUCCUCGGAAGGCGGAGCUGGAGGAGGAGGCGGAGCCUUUGGCGUGGAGCUGUGGCAGCAGAAGUACCAGGACCCGGCGCACCCGGCGCUGUCGCCUCACCAAUCUCCCCAGCACUCGCCUCGCACCAGCGUCACCGAGGACACGUGGAUGAGCCGCUGGCCUUCCUCCAGACUGACCGCCCGCCCAGCGUCUCCGUGCGGGAAGCGCCGGCACGCAGAGGCCGACGCCAUUUCCCGCUCGCCUUCCCCUCAGCGCUGGUCUUCGGACGACGCCUGGGCGGGCCACUCCCUCCAUGAGCUGGACGUCCCACCUAAGACCAGAAGGACAUUGGGGACGCAGCUGGUAGGAGAUUCGCCGCUUGAGGAAGUUCUCGACGUCGAGGCGCCGCCACCGGCAGAGGAGUCAGGUGCCGGCGGCGACUUGAGCGAACUCUUCCUGCGGGUUCCCGCCCACUUCAGCUGGACCGGAGCCGCGCCUCUUUUCAGAGCGUCGUCACCGCCCCCUCUGGAUUUUCCUCUCCCGAGCGGCUUCGGGCCCAACCGGCUGAGCGUGGAGGCGGAGCCCCGGCCGUACCACCGCGCUCACUACGAGACGGAGGGCAGCCGAGGCGCCGUCAAGGCCGGCGACGGAGGACACCCCAGAGUCAAGGUGAGCCCACGCGUCGGGAACGACGCUGCGACCCUUGACCUCGGUCGGCCGUGUGUGCAGCUGAGCGGUCCGUGCUGGCGUCCCCCCGCCGGCUUGUUGCUGUUCAUGGGCACAGCGGACGAGCGCUGCCCCGUCCGGCCGCACGCCUUCUACCAAGUCCACCGUGUGACGGGUAAGACGGUGAGCACGCCCUGUCAGGAGAGGACGCUGAACGGGACCAAAGUCCUGGAGAUCCCACUGACGCCCGACAUGAGGGCCACCAUCGACUGCGCCGGAAUCCUGAAGCUGCGCAACGCCGACAUCGAGCUGAAAAACGGCGAGGCGGACGCGGGCAGGAAGAACACGCGGCUGCGCCUAGCCUUCCGGGUGGCCGUGCCGCAGUCGGACGGACGGACGCUGUGGCUCCAGACGGCCUCGCGGCCCAUCGAGUGCUCGCAGCGUUCGGGUCAGGACUUUCCUCGCGUGGAGCGCUUUGCGCCCAGCUGCUGCCGGCGGGAAGGAGGACAGCGGCUGCUCAUCAUGGGCUCCAACUUGUCCUCUCGCUCCAGGGUGGUCUUCCUGGAGAAAAGUCACGAUGGGCGUGUCCUUUGGGAGACCGACGCCGCAGGCGUGCUUGAAGCCAGCAGCAACUCCAGCCUGACGGUGGUGGUUCCGGCCUACGGGCGCGACGCCGGCCUUCCGGCGCACGUGCUCUUCUACGUGUGCAACGGCAAAAGAAGGCGAAGCGCUCAGCAGAGCUUCACGUAUCUGCCGGGGGUCCUCCCUAAUGUGCCGCCCCCCACCCCCCUCCUCGAGCAGGAGCCCCGGGAGACGGGGCCGCCUUCCUGCCGCGGCGACGAGCAGGCGCGGCACGAAAGGUGGGCGCGGGGCACCGGGACGGACAUCCAACGGGAAACGGAGGACAUCCUCGCGUCAGCGUCUCAGCUCCAGGAAAUCACGCUGGACGAUGACCAUUUGUUUUACAAUUUGUGCAGUCAACGAGAUCAUCGGCAGAGACACGGGCAGUCUGAGCGGCGCCGACCCGCCGGACCCGCACGGCCAGAGCGACUGCAAUGAUGCCACCUUCCCUUUCUGCUAUGAUAGCUAGCCUAGCCUAGCUAAGCUCGGGGAAUUUUAGUUUGUGUGCUUAUUUUGGAGUCUACAGCUAUUGCUGGUUUUAGUUUACAGGAUGCGCGAAAGCAUGUAAGACGCCAACAUCUGACAUUUCUUUCUGUUGAUUUAAUUAAAAUAGCAUGGACACCAA
Molecule: messenger RNA, 2629 nt
Organism: Syngnathus typhle (broad-nosed pipefish)
Lineage: Eukaryota; Metazoa; Chordata; Actinopteri; Syngnathiformes; Syngnathidae
Product: nuclear factor of activated T-cells, cytoplasmic 3-like
Exons: 10
Coding region: 262-2442 (726 amino acids)
Biological process (GO): calcineurin-NFAT signaling cascade; cytokine production; regulation of transcription by RNA polymerase II
Cellular component (GO): transcription regulator complex
Molecular function (GO): RNA polymerase II cis-regulatory region sequence-specific DNA binding; DNA-binding transcription factor activity, RNA polymerase II-specific; transcription factor binding
Source: RefSeq, a predicted model, not a curated record